Molecule: messenger RNA, 594 nt
Organism: Malurus melanocephalus (red-backed fairy wren)
Lineage: Eukaryota; Metazoa; Chordata; Aves; Passeriformes; Maluridae
Gene: CTU1
Product: cytosolic thiouridylase subunit 1
Exons: 3
Biological process (GO): tRNA wobble position uridine thiolation
Cellular component (GO): mitochondrion; cytosolic tRNA wobble base thiouridylase complex
Molecular function (GO): tRNA binding
Source: RefSeq, a predicted model, not a curated record
GGUCACUCAGUGGCCACUCAGUGGUCACUCAGGGGUCACUCACUGGUCACUCACUGGUCACUCACCGGUCACUCCCCAGGUCACAACGCCGAUGACGUGGCCGAGACGGUUCUGAUGAAUUUCCUGCGGGGGGACGUGGCCCGACUGCGGCGCGCGGCCAACGAGCCCCAAAACAGCCCCGGGAAUGCCCCGCCGGCGUCGGUCCCGCGGCUGAAGCCGCUGCGGCACGCGGCGCAGAAGGAGAUCGUUCUCUACGCGCAUUUCCGGGGCCUGGCCUACGCCAGCGCCGAGUGCCGCCACGCCCCGCUGGCCUUCCGCGCCCACCCGCGAGCCCUGCUCAAGGACCUGGAGGCCACCAGACCCGCCGCGGUGGCCGCGCUGGCCCACUCGGGGCGCCGGCUGGCCCUGGGGGCGGCGCCGGGCCACGGGGAGGCGCCGGGGGCUUGCGGGAGCUGCGGGGCGGUGGCCAGCGGGGAGCGCUGCAUGGCCUGCGCGCUGCUGGAGGGGCUGGACAGGGGCAGGCCCAGGGUGGCCGUGGGCCAGCAAAGGGCCGGGGGAGUGGUGGCCACCAGGAUGGAGUCAGUGGCCACCUAG